Desarmillaria tabescens is the source of this 1482-nucleotide messenger RNA. RefSeq names its product guanine nucleotide binding protein, alpha subunit. Bases 1 to 1482 code for a protein of 493 amino acids. The record is from RefSeq and is a predicted model, not a curated record. The transcript has 14 exons. Gene Ontology annotation, cellular component: heterotrimeric G-protein complex. Gene Ontology annotation, biological process: adenylate cyclase-modulating G protein-coupled receptor signaling pathway. Gene Ontology annotation, molecular function: G-protein beta/gamma-subunit complex binding; guanyl nucleotide binding; G protein-coupled receptor binding. Lineage: Eukaryota; Fungi; Basidiomycota; Agaricomycetes; Agaricales; Physalacriaceae.
AUGGCUGUGGCUCCGACUCCUACGAAUACGAAUACGACGUCGUCGGUAAUACCGUAUGAGGGGGACGACCCCUUAACACUCGCGUUGGCGCCACCGCCGGACGAGACGGUGGAACAGAAACAGCAGAGAGAGGCAGCAGAGGCAGAGGCUCAGCGACGGAGCGAUGAAAUCGACGAGCAGAUUCAAAAAGAACGGGAGCUCGAGAGACGGAAGAAGAGGCCGGUCAAGCUGUUGCUGUUAGGGCAAAGCGAGAGCGGCAAGACAGCCACACUCAAAAAUUUCCAACUGACGUACGCCCGCCGAGAAUGGACCGAAGAGCGCCUGCUGUGGAAAUCCGUCAUUUUCUUCAACCUUGUCCGCAAUGUCAAUGACAUCCUCGACAUCCUUGCUCAGGAAAUGUCUCGGUCUGCUACAGCCCUUGCUGACAACAGCAGUGACGACUCCUCCGCCGACGAGUCACCCACUGUUCCCCUCAAGUUCAAGGAGACCCACCGCCUGCUUAAACUCCGCCUCGGGCCCCUGCGCCGGAUCCAGACAGACCUCGAGCGGAGACUGGGAAACGCGGCUAUCGAGCUCAAGACGACUGAUGUGAUGACUGCUGCGCCCUUCAAUAAACCCGCCAUCAAUGAGUUUUCCAUAAACGCGACAAACGGCUGGAAAACGGCGUUUGACAAGCUCAAGGCGAUGCGCCGUCCGGAGAUGGGCGGGCUACAGCAGAUGAAGGAUGAGGAGGAUGAGAUUGCAGAUGUCGUUGCAGGGUGCAGAGAAGAUAUGAAAGCGAUCUGGGAAGACCCGGUGAUCCGAGAGAUGCUUGCUAGGAGGAGAGAUAGAAUCGAGGAUUCUCCUGGAUUCUUUCUCAACGACGCGGAACGCAUCGCUGUCCGGAAUUACCAGCCUACCGACGACGAUAUCAUCCGCGCGAGAUUGCGGACAUUGGGCGUGCAGGAGUACAGAUUCAUCUUUGAUCAUGGCCGGACCGUUGGCCAAGAGUGGCGCUUGUAUGACGUGGGUGGAACUCGAAGCAGCCGGGUAGCGUGGUAUCCCUACUUUGACGAUGUGGAUGCAAUCAUCUUCCUUGCUCCAAUAUCCUGCUUCGACGAGAAGCUAGCAGAAGAUCGUCGGGUAAACCGGCUGGAAGAUAGCUACAUGCUAUGGAAAUCUGUUUGCUCCUGUAAACUCCUUUCGCGAACACAGCUAAUCCUCUUCCUCAACAAAUGUGAUCUCCUCCAAGCCAAACUAGCACGGGGUGUCAAGAUCAGAGAUUUCGUCCCGAGUUAUGGGGAUCGUGCGAAUACUCUGGCUAUGGCUACUAAAUACUUCCAACAGCACUUUCGAGAGAUCUCAAGGCAGAAUUCCCCUGUGCAGAGACCGUUCUAUGUGCAUAUGACUUCUGUAAUUGAUACACGGUCGACAGCGGCUACUCUGGGUGCUGUUGAAGAAUCUAUCCUACGGGAUCACCUCCGUCGUGCUGAUCUUAUGUGA